This is a messenger RNA of Camellia sinensis, 795 nucleotides long. NCBI's taxonomy places the organism in Eukaryota, Viridiplantae, Streptophyta, Magnoliopsida, Ericales, Theaceae. The record is from RefSeq and is a predicted model, not a curated record.
AUGGCUGCUCUAAAAAAGCUUGACGUCCCUGAGGACUCCCCCCUCAAGAAUGCCGACGUCCUCCCCCUGUCAUUCCCCCCUACUCCAAGCCAAUCUGAAGACGAUUCUCAGUUUGAGGAGGAAGCUUUGGUGAGGAAAUCAAAAGAUGCUGGUGGGGCCAAGUCCCCUACUCUAAAUAAGCAAGUCCUAGACUUGACUGGGGAUGAGGAAGGUGACGUCUCCAAAGACGCUCCUCCUGAGAAGGUGGGAAUUAGGAGGAAAAUACAUGAGAACCCAGAACUUGGUUUUGAGGAAUUUGAGACGAGUGAGCUUAUCAGAGCUGAGCUUGACAAAAUGGGCAUCCAUUAUAAGCACCCGGUGGCUAUCACCGGUGUUGUCGGCUUCGUCGGAACCGGAAAACCGCCAUUUGUUGCCUUAAGAGCAGACAUGGAUGCUCUGGCCAUGCAGGCCAGUAAUAAUGAGCUUGAAUAUGAGACAUUGAUAGCAGGUCUUCGCCUAGCCCGGGAUAUUGGUGUCAGCCACAUCUGGGUGUUCAGCGACUCCCUGCUCAUUGUCGAACAAAUUACGAGGGAAUUCGAUGCCAAGAAGGACACAAUGCGGGCUUACAGGGACAUAACACUCCCCCUUGUUCUCCUCUUCAAUACCUUUAACAUCAAGCACAUCUCUCGGGCGAAAAACUCUAAGGCGGACGAGAUGGCUCAGUUAGCUUCUGCAGACCAGUCUGAUCUCAGCCAUGGUGUCCGCCUCGACUACCUAGCCCACCCUGCCAUUUCCCUCAACCAGCAAGAAGUCUAG